AUGUCGUCAACGUCGCUGGAAGCAUUAGCUAUGGCGGGAGUGGAUUGCGUGGAGUGGGGAAUGGACGCACAAGAAUGGGAGCUUCAGCAGCUUCACGAGCCGCCGCUGCCUCAUUUGCUUGCUGAUGCUCAUGACCUCCUCCAAGAAGAUUAUUAUUCUUCGGCUGCCACCACGGUGGUUAAAAACGACGUCGUCCAUCAAGGGAAUGGCGGCGGCGAUGAUGACAGUCCAAGCACCGACGGCGAGGUUGAUUGUUUCUAUGGUGAAUUAGGAGGGAGUGAAAUAAAAAGGGAAAUAUAUUUUAGUCAUAAAAUCCACCACUGCUGCUUGAGGUUUAUGAUAACUAUGUUGAUUGUCGCUCGGGGCUCUGUUUAUUAA
Molecule: messenger RNA, 378 nt
Organism: Linum trigynum
Lineage: Eukaryota; Viridiplantae; Streptophyta; Magnoliopsida; Malpighiales; Linaceae
Source: the annotation of a GenBank genome assembly